Molecule: messenger RNA, 372 nt
Organism: Linnemannia hyalina
Lineage: Eukaryota; Fungi; Mortierellomycota; Mortierellomycetes; Mortierellales; Mortierellaceae
Source: the annotation of a GenBank genome assembly
AUGACCAACCCUUCCGAGAUCGAGUCCCACCCCGUCGAGACUCUCAAGGCCCAAAAGGAGCACCACGACGCCGCACAUCCAAGCCUGGAAAAGACCCCACUCCACGUCGCCGAUCACCCCCUCCCUCCCAUGGCCCAGGCCGGCCUCAACGCCAUGAGUAGCCACAUCGGCGCCGGUAUCGCGACCGCUGGCUUGAUUGGUGUCCCUCACUUCCCACCCAAGGAGGAUCACGCGCCUACCCACCAUGAGCACAAGCACCACGAUGUCCACCAUGAGUCUCAUGCUGCUGCCCAUGACCACCAUGGUAACCCCCAGGAGCCCUUGAAGAACAAGACUUUGGGUUUUGAUGCUCACCAGCUCCCUACUAUGUAA